CUGGGUGAUCAUGGUUGUGUUGUAUACCGAUGAGAUGAUGAUGGUUUCUGUCAUUCCUCGAUUUCCAUGUCCCUAGGCUUUAGGACACGUCCACUGCUUAUUCUCAUUUCAGGUCUGCUUUAUAAAGCCAGUCUGGGUCUUCUCAACAUGUUCAUUGGCCCAGCACUGUGAUUGUGACAAAAAUAUUGCUACACUAAGCUACGCAGCACUGGAGUUUCCCAGUGCUUAUUAUGCAAAGGGUCAUAUCUACCUCCCCUAUGGUGACAUUGCUGAACCAUUUGAGGCCUGGGUUGAUAUGAAAUCCGGUAAAAGUCGGAUGGACACUUACAAUGGGACAUCCAAGAUCAUCAACCGUCAAGAUGAGGGCAAUUACGGGAUGAUGUAUAAGAUUGUCCCAGUAACAACAGAAAGUGUUGCCAAUAAAAUCAGCUGUUUCAAGUUAGGAGGAUUUAAAGGAGUUCCUGUGGUGCCUCAGGGAGUAUUACCUAAUGCUACUCUGUACAAGUAUGUAACUGACAUGGAGUAUGAAGGUUUGAAGGUGUCGGUUUACAUAUCCUACUUUACGGAUAAUGACCGAUCAAACAAUUAUACGCUGCUCAUUCGAAAGGAUAAUUCUCAUCCAGUUGUUCUUCAUUUUCUUGGAUAUGAUCGUUUGUUUGGAUCACACUACGAUGAAUAUGACAUUGUGUAUACAGAUUUCAUGGCAAGUACUCCUGACCCCAGUGUGUUUGAAAUCCAGAAAGGGUUUCAGUGUGGUGCCUUUCCUGGACCUGGAGCUAACAAUCCGAUGAGUGAAAAUCCACUUUUUGAGUUGGUUGGAGCAAGGUCUUAUAGCCAUAUUGAACAACAAAGCCGAGUUGCAGCUGAAUUUGAGUUAUUCGCCAAAAAGCAUGGGAAGCAGUACACACACCAGAAAGAGUUUUCACAAAAACAUGCUUCAUUUGCUAAAAAUUUUAGGUAUAUUAAUGCCAUGAACCGUCAAAAUCUGACCUACAAAUUAGCUGUAAAUCACAUGGCUGACUACAGUGAAGUUGAUUUCCGUACAUUGCGUGGAGUUAUAAAAACAAGUGAUAGUCUUAGGCAAGACGUCGUACAAAAGUCAAAGAAGAGUUUGCCACUACAAUGGGAUUGGCGACUGCAAGGGGCCGUGACUCCUGUCAAGGAUCAGGGCAUAUGUGGAAGUUGCUGGAGUUUUGGUACUACUGGAACUCUUGAGGGAUCUCUCUUUAUCAAGCACAAUAAGCUGAUCUCACUAAGUGAACAGUGCUUAGUUGAUUGUUCAUGGGGCUUUGGUAACAACGGAUGUGAUGGAGGAGAGAGUGAGAGGGCAUAUGAAUGGAUAAUGAAGUCUGAGUGUCUUCCAACUGAGUCAAGUUAUGGCCAGUAUUUAAUGCAGGAUGGAUUUUGUCGUGUGAAUGAAUCUGAGUGUGGUGUCCAGAUUACUAAUUGGCAUAACACCCCGCAAGGAAAUGUCCAGGCACUUGUCGAGGCAAUUUACAACAAUGGACCCAUCAGUGUAGCCAUUGAUGCCAGCCACCUAAGCUUUGCAUUUUAUUCUCAUGGAGUUUAUUUUGAACCUAAAUGCGGAAGCACUCCUGAUGACCUUGAUCAUCAGGUCCUAGCAGUUGGUUAUGGAGAUCUUGAGGAGAUUCCUUACAUCCUUGUGAAAAAUUCAUGGUCUACACACUGGGGCAAUGAUGGAUACAUUCUAAUGAGUCAAAAAGACAAUAACUGUGGUAUUGCAACAGAUGCAUCAUAUGCUGAUGUCAUUUGAAAGAUUGACUGUAGUGUGUUUGUUAAGCAUGCAUUGAAAAAGAUUGGAAUGUACAUUAGUGUCAAAAUUACGCACACCAACGUUCAUUAAUUAUUAAGAUAGUCGCAAUACGUACAUUUGGGUACGCACUUUCUUAUUUGGGUACCCAGUUCUCAUUUGGGUACACACUUUUUUUUAUUGGGUACACAGUUUUCAUUUGGGUAUGCACACUUUUUUAU
Molecule: messenger RNA, 1992 nt
Organism: Geodia barretti
Lineage: Eukaryota; Metazoa; Porifera; Demospongiae; Tetractinellida; Geodiidae
Source: the annotation of a GenBank genome assembly